Molecule: messenger RNA, 1101 nt
Organism: Coccomyxa subellipsoidea C-169
Lineage: Eukaryota; Viridiplantae; Chlorophyta; Trebouxiophyceae; Coccomyxaceae
Exons: 5
Coding region: 1-1101 (366 amino acids)
Source: RefSeq, a predicted model, not a curated record
AUGCAAAGCACAAGAGGAGCGGCAGUUGUUCUGCUAGCUCUGCUCCUGAUCCAGGCUGCCAGCGCGCGUGACCUGCAGCAAGUGGCGCUUCCCAGCGCGUUCCCAGGCGCCGACACCGGCGACGAGACCGCGGCACCCACCACCCCCGCAGCAACAACCCCCUCUCCCACCUCGACAUCGCCUUCGACCUCGCCAGCGGCGUCCUCGCCGGCAGCUGCGACUUCGCCGUCCCCGGCAGCCGCCAAGGCGCCGGCCCCGGCGCCCACCAAGGCUCCGGCGCCGGCGCCCGCGGCGGCGACACCGGCCCCCGCUCCUGCCCCGGCAGCCGGCGCGCCGUCGGCCGGCGCGCCCGCCCCGGGCCCAGCCACCGGUGCCGCCCCCGCGCCCGGCCCGGCCGCCGCCACUUCCGGCGCCCCAGCUCCGGCCGGCGCCGCCAUCGCCACCGGAGGAGGCGACAGCGGCAACACAACGGUGAUCUACAUCCAGCAGGCGGGCAACGUGCAGAUGACGUCAUCGCCCAGCGACCCCAACUCGGGCACCAUGUUCAUGAACAACGCGCUGGACACCACGCUGUAUGACCAGGACUACCCCAUCCGCAAGCUGGGCAAGACCUCCACCACCAACUUCAUCAACGCCGGCUCGCCCUCCAACGGCACCGGCGCCGCGCAGUGGUUCGCGCCCGCCCCACAGGCGCAUUCAGGGUCACCCUCACUCCGUACCAGCAACCCAGAUGCGGUGCUGCUGGGUUUUAACACGACGUACAACGUGUACCUGCUGCUGACGCUGUCCGCGCCGGUCUACAACUUUACGACCAACACGCUCGCGUUCAACUACCUGCUGCAGAACCCGGGCGCAGCCAAGGGCAACACGGCGACCAACGGUUACGUCGCCAAUUACUACAUCAACGCCACCGACUCCGGCGUGCUCCCCGUGACCAGCAUCAACUCGCAGCUCACGCUGUUCACCCCUUCUUUGUUCUACACAAUCCCCUGCUCCACCACCGACACCCCGGUGCCUAUCGGCAGCUGCACAACCUCCAGGAAGGGUGCAUGCGCGAAUGGGGCCCAGGGUGUGUGGAAGGAGGGGACUUUCUGCGCCUGA